Anolis carolinensis (green anole) is the source of this 2182-nucleotide messenger RNA. It is a transcript of the gene hes3, whose product is annotated as hes family bHLH transcription factor 3. Gene Ontology annotation, molecular function: DNA-binding transcription factor activity, RNA polymerase II-specific; RNA polymerase II cis-regulatory region sequence-specific DNA binding; protein dimerization activity. The transcript has 4 exons. The record is from RefSeq and is a predicted model, not a curated record. Gene Ontology annotation, cellular component: nucleus. Lineage: Eukaryota; Metazoa; Chordata; Lepidosauria; Squamata; Anolidae. Gene Ontology annotation, biological process: regulation of transcription by RNA polymerase II; regulation of neurogenesis; anterior/posterior pattern specification. Bases 136 to 474 code for a protein of 112 amino acids.
CCGGCCGGCCGCAGCCGAGCCCACUCUCGCGAGACUCGCAGGGACUCACCGAACAACCCUCGCGAGAGUUCCCUCCCCAGCACGGGCGGGGCCGAAAGGAGCGAACCGCAGAGAUAGGAAAAAGCCUCCAAGCCGAUGAUGGAGAAGAAGAGGCGCGCCCGCAUCAACCUCUCCUUGGAGCAACUCAAAGCCUUCCUGGAAAAGCACUAUUCCCACCAGAUCCGGAAGCGCAAACUGGAGAAGGCGGACAUCCUGGAGCUGAGUGUCAAGUACAUGGAAAGCCUACAAAGCCUUCCUCCUCCUCCUCUUCCUCCUCCGGAUUUCCAAGCAAACCAUUUCCUCUGCUGCUUCCCUUCCCUUUCUUCUCCUCCUUCUCCUUCUCCGUCUCCUUCCUCUCUUUCUUCUCCUCCUUUUUCUCCUUCUCUCCCUCCGUCCCCGCCAAGCCACCCUUCCUGCUUUUGGAGGCCUUGGUGAGCCUUUCCUUCUUCUUUUGGCCCACUUGCUUCGACACCAUCCGACCCCUCCCGACAGAUGGCCAUCCAGCCAUAGACACAAGAGAUAGAUAUCUAUAUAUAUAAAAGAGUGGUGGCAUCACGGCGACGCACAAAACAACAAAACUACAAGCCCCCCAACCUCGAAAUUUGACAACAAAAUUUGACGCCUCUAGGUUGAUACAACAAAAAGAAAAGAAAAAUAAAGUCCUAAUUAGAGAGAGAGAGGAAUAAUUGCUUUUAUCCAAUUGGUGCCAGUUAGAAGGCUAAGCUCCUCCAACUUGGUCUCCUAGCAACCCAAUAAAAAAAUUAUAAAAAACACCAAAAAAUUGAUACAAUAAAAUACUAUAAUAACAGAAAAUAACUAAAAACAAUACAAGAAAAUAAUAAAAUAUAAUAAAUAAAAAUAUAACUUACAAUAAAAUUAUUAAAAAAAUACAAAUAACGUCAAAUAAAAAUUACACAACAAUUUUUAACCAAUACCACCACCACUUUGCCACAGCAACGCGUGGCCGGGCACGGCUAGUACUAUAUAUACACUAUGAUAUAUCUAUAAGAGGAUCUUAGAGUCAGGUGGGAGCCCCAAAGGCCAUCCAGCCCAUCCCCAAUUCUGCCGUGAAGACACCAUUCGAUCCCUCCUGACAGAUGGCCAUCCAGCCAUAGAUACAAUAGAUAAUUACACUAAUAAUUACAAUAAUAAUUACAAUAGAUAGAUAUACUAUAUACACUGUAUGAUAUAUCUAUCAUAGGAUUGUAGACUUGGAAAGGUCAUCCAGCCCAACCCCAAUUCUGCCGUGAAGACACCAUUCGAUCCCUCCCGACAGAUGGCCGUCCAGCCAUAGAUACAAUAGAUAAUUACACUAUAUACUGUACAUUAUGAUAUACCUAUAAAAGAGGAUCUGAGAGUCAGGUGGGAGCCCCAAAGGCCAUCCAGCCCAACCCCAAUUCCGCCGUGAAGACACCAUUCGAUCCCUCCCGACAGAUGGCCGUCCAGCCAUAGAUACAAUAGACAAUUACACUAUAUACUGUACACUAUGAUAUAUCUAUAAAAGAGGAUCUUAGAGUCAGGUGGGAGCCCCAAAGGCCAUCCAGCCCAACCCCAAUUCUGCCGUGAAGACACCAUUCGAUCCCUCCCGACAGAUGGCCAUCCAGCCAUAGAUAGUCACACUAUCGACUGUAUAUAGAUGUAAUAUAGUCUACGAUAUAUCUAUAAUAGUUUCCUAGAGUUAGAAGGGACUCCAAAGGCCAUCGAGUCCAACCCCAAUUCUGCCGUGAAGACGCCAUUCGAUCCCUCCUGGCAGAUGGCCAUCCAGCCAUAAAUCCAUAGAUAUAUAAUAUAAUCUACCAUAGGAUCCUAGAGUUGGGAGGGACUCCAAAGGUCAUCCAGUCCAACCUCAUUCAACCAUGAAGAUGCCAUUCGAUCCCUCCUGACAGAUGGCCAUCCAGCCAUAGACACAUAGAUAUAUAAUAUCGUCUAUGAUAUAUCUAUGAUAUAUAUCUAUCAUAGGGUCCUAGAAUCAAAAGGGACCCCAAAGGCCAUCCAAUUCAUGAAGGCACCAUCCAAUCCUUCCCGACAGAUGGCCAUCCAGUCGUAGAUAUGAUGCCUCGCUUGUAAAGCUUGUAAUAGUUGUCUAUAUAUAUAAAUAUAUGUAUGUAUUAAAAGAAAAAUAAAUCAAUGACUUGAGUCUCUG